AUGUCACCGAAACCAAAGUUCGUCUUCGUUCUCUCUUCGCAGAGCAUUCUCCCAAGUCGAGGCACUCCCACUGGGUGGUAUCUCCCUGAACUUGUUCAUCCCUAUAAUGCGCUUGCACCCCUGUUUGAUAUUAUAGUCUCAUCACCGAAUGGCGGUGAGGCACCUCUGGACCCCUACUCAGUUGAAGCGACCAAAGAGGAUCCUGAAUGUGUAGCUUUUCUCAAAGAGAAGUCCCAUAUCUGGAAAAAUACCGUCAAGCUCCAAUCCCUCUUAGGCAAUGCGUCUGAGUUCGCUGGAAUCUUCUACGUCGGCGGCCACGGUCCGAUGUUUGAUCUUGCAAACGAUGAGAUAUCUCAUGCUCUUGUCCGUGAAUUCUACGAAAGUGGCAAAGUGGUAUCUGCAGUGUGCCAUGGGCCUGCCGCUUUGGUCAACGUGAAAUUAUCGGACGGGAAGUACCUGGUUGCUGGUCAGGAGGUCACGGGUCUCUCAAAUGCAGAGGAGGAGAUCAUGCAGUUCACUAAAGAUAUGCCAUUCCUCUUGGAGACCAAGCUGCGCGAGAAUGGGGGAAUCUACCAGAAGGCUGAUAGCCCUUUCGGCGACAAAGUCAUCACGAGUGGACGGAACGGCAAGUUGGUUACCGGUCAGAACCCUCCGAGCGCCGGUAUGAUCGGCAAAAGUUUGAUCAAAGCGGCUGGCCUGUAA
Molecule: messenger RNA, 702 nt
Organism: Aspergillus udagawae
Lineage: Eukaryota; Fungi; Ascomycota; Eurotiomycetes; Eurotiales; Aspergillaceae
Product: type 1 glutamine amidotransferase domain-containing protein
Exons: 2
Coding region: 1-702 (233 amino acids)
Molecular function (GO): glyoxalase III activity
Source: RefSeq, a predicted model, not a curated record